AUGUGCGCGGUUUUCCGCAGGCAGACCACUAAACAGUACCUCAUCGCAAAUCACCAUUUCACAACGGCUUUAUACAGACAAAUAGCAGCCAACAGAGAAGGAAAUUUUAUAGCGGGUCCUGCAACAUUAGGAUUCCUCUUCGGUCUAAUUCAAACAGCAGCCAGAGAUGAAACUGGUGUCGAAAUCAGAAAAGGCUUUGGCUUCCCCUUUCCUCCGAUAAAAAUAGAACAUGGCGUGACAGCUCUACUACCCCUUUUGAACAAAGAUGAUCUUUACACCCUGAAGGAAGGGAACAAGAUCUACUACAAGAACACUUUCGAAAUACGCGAAGAAUUUAAAAAAGCCGCUCAGGCUUUUGGUACAGAGUUAGAAAGUAUAGAUUUCAGGCUAGGAUCAGCUCCUGGUGUCGUAAACGGAUGGGUGGAAGAACGUACUCAAGGACAAGUUAUCAACUUGAUCAGUGGAGAAGAUCUGAAUGAACAAAUGCGAGCGAUUUGCGUUAGCGUUGUGCGUUUUAAAGGGAAGUGGGCGAGGCACUUCCAAGUACAUCAUACUAGGAAGCAGAAUUUCUAUAGGAGAGGAACGGAACUGAUUAAAGUGGACACUUUGGAGGAUACCACCUAUCACGGCUACUAUGAAAGUCGGCACCUACAUUGCAAGUUUGUGAAACUAGCGUUUGAAUCAGGCGACGUUACUUUUCACGUGGUACUGCCGGAUGAGAGAACUGGACUUGCUCUAAUUGAAGCCCAACUCGAAACUCUUUAUGAAAUCCCCUACCGCAGGCAGUGUGUUAGGGUCGUUUUACCGAAGUUCAAGCUAGAAGAUGUGAUAAAUGUAAAAGCGAUGCUUGAAAAGUUGGGUGUUAACAAAGUUUUUAGUGCUGAAGGCGAUCUGAGUGGAAUUGCAGGGGAAAGGGGAGAUUUUGUUAUUGAUAAAGUGUUUCAGAAGAAUAUUAUCGACCUAAAUGAACUUGGGGUGCAGCAUGAACCUCCGGCGCCACUUAGGGCUGGUGUUCCGUUGCCUGGAAGUUCUAAACCACAACCGAUACAGUUUAUAGCGGAACAUCCCUUCGUUUUCUUUUUAAAACAUGGGAAUCUCGUGGUGUUCGCUGGAAGAAUUGUGGAUCCCGAAAGUGUACAAUGUAAUAAUUGAUGUUUAACUAUUGGUUUAUUGUUUUGUCGGUACUACUUUUUUCUUUAAAUAAAAUAGAAUUAUCAAUGCUUU
Messenger RNA from Zophobas morio, 1224 nucleotides. Its product is annotated as leukocyte elastase inhibitor-like. The record is from RefSeq and is a predicted model, not a curated record. The coding region runs from base 1 to 1152 and encodes 383 amino acids. Lineage: Eukaryota; Metazoa; Arthropoda; Insecta; Coleoptera; Tenebrionidae. The transcript is spliced from 4 exons. Gene Ontology annotation, molecular function: serine-type endopeptidase inhibitor activity.